Molecule: messenger RNA, 1248 nt
Organism: Protopolystoma xenopodis
Lineage: Eukaryota; Metazoa; Platyhelminthes; Monogenea; Polystomatidea; Polystomatidae
Source: the annotation of a GenBank genome assembly
AUGCAGGUAUGCAGCACUGAUAGCGCUAUCUCUUCAUCUACUUCAAACCCUUCUUCACCAUUUGUACCUGAUGACCCGUUGAUACUGGGCCUUGCGAGUCUUCCGCAGUGUUCGUUGCACUCCCCUUCGUCCUCGCCUUCAACGUUCAGUGAUGCUGCAAACUGCUCUGGCAUUAACUUUCAUAGCCAAAAUCAGAUAAACCAACCAUGCUUUGGUACCAUUGGAACUAUUGAAACCAGCCGGCCUAGUAUCUCCAGCUCCUUUACCUCCCUUAGUUUUGACAACUGCGGCUUUAUUUCUCGCUACGAAAGCAAUACGGCUACCGUGGCAACAGUGAUCCCGACUUCUUCAUGCAUCAAUUGCACCUCUGCCAACUCGACCUUGACUGUUAAUUGCUCCGAAAAGAAGAGCUCUCUAACGGGAAAAACAGAAAGUUCCUUGGCUAAAUCUAACGAUAGACAUAUUUCCUUUGACCCAACGACCGAAUUGAAUACGACCCUCCAACUUUCGUCGACCAGCACUGAGACCCCAAAGGUUCUCUCCUCCGGCACCUUCUCCUCUGCCCCAUCUUCCUCUUCCUCUUCCUCCUCCUCCUCCUCCUCCUCUUCCUCCUCCACCUCCUCUUCAUCCUACUUCUCUUGGUCAUCUACCAACUCAAAACAAUUGCAGCAAUCUAAAUUAUUUACUCUUAUCAAGACAACAUUGAACCGUUGGUUUGACUCCACUCGAUCCGGCAAAUCGACAGGUGCGACUCGAGGCACAUUAGUUGCAUCACGUCUCUCUCGUCGGGGUAUUGCUAACUUCCGGCAGAUUGCACAGGCUGCAGUCAGCGUGAUGGCAGAAGAGGCUGAUGAAGAUGCCGAAGUCAUGUCGCAGGAGGAGUCGGAAGCAAGCCAAAUUACCACAGCGGCUACGGAGUCCAUUGAGAGCAAGCAGAAAGAGGUGAUCGACAAAUUGUACGAAAGUACAACUCACAUCUUUACGGACGAAGAUGCCAACUGCCCUUCGCGAUAUUCCCUUGCUAGUAACCAGGAGACAAGAGCAGUCUUCCAGUCUGGAGAACAAGGUUUCGACCUGCCUGUGUGGUCCAACUCCGGCUUCAAGGAAAUGGAGAAGUCAUCAAGUCGUCCUUGUCUGCUAAAAGCUGGAGAGUCUGACGGGCAUUUUGAUCCGUUUGGUGCAGAUAAAGAUAGAAAACGGAUCAACACGACGGAUACUCUUUCAAGUAUGAAUCAUAUUUACGAAUAG